CAGGCAGGUGCUGCUGGGCGGCUGCAGCUUCCCAUGGCAGCUCCUGACCAAGCUCCAUGAGCUACAGGACGCGUUUCCCACGGUUCAUCCGCAGCUCCCAGGACGCGCGGGCGCUGUUCGAGGAGCAGCGCAGGGAGCUGGAGGCACUGCUAGCCCAGUGGCAAUGGGAACAGGGGCCCUUCCCGCUGCUCCAGGCUGAGCUGCCGCUGCAGCCAGGACUGCUGGGGGGGAGGAAUUCUCCCCAGCACCGCAGAGUGCAGAGGCCAGACAUGGACAGUGGAGGGGAAGAGGAUGAUGAGGACACGGGACGGCACAGCCGCAGCCCCACGGGGCUGGGAAGCAGCAGAUCCACGGCCAUGGCCUGGUUCAUCCCCAGGGAAGUGGUGAUCACAAACCCCCUGGGGGCCGACAGCAGCAGCAGCAGCAGCAGCAGCAGCAGCCUCCUGGAGCUGGCACGGAGCAUCCCCACGCCCGACCCGUGGUGGGGCCCGGUCAGAGCACCCCCCCGGCAGCGGGUGCCCCCACGCAGGGCCCGCAGCUGGGCACCACAACGGUUCCUGGGGAAACUCCACGCCCAGCUGAGGGGAUUCCUGGGACCCUGGUGGAGCUGCCACGUCCCUUCCUGCCAGUGCCCCCACCCCGUCCCUCCCUGCCAGUGCCACCGUCACGCCCGCCCCUCCCGGGUCCGCUUCCUCUGAUGUCCUGGUGCUGGUGGCACUGCUGGGCCCAGAAGAGCAAGAGGUUUCAAUCCUGAGACACCAGGGCUUGUCCAAGCCACGAAGAACAUCCUGGGUUGGUCAGGCAGGACCUGACCCUCACAAUUCCCCCCUGGGCAGGACUCAUCCACUGGCACCUCAGGCUUUUCCUCACUCUUUGGCUCUACAUUCCCCCCAGCAAUUAAAAAAA
Molecule: messenger RNA, 906 nt
Organism: Empidonax traillii (willow flycatcher)
Lineage: Eukaryota; Metazoa; Chordata; Aves; Passeriformes; Tyrannidae
Exons: 2
Coding region: 57-698 (213 amino acids)
Source: RefSeq, a predicted model, not a curated record